This is a messenger RNA of Brassica rapa (field mustard), 12769 nucleotides long. Its product is annotated as protein ASYMMETRIC LEAVES 2. The record is from RefSeq and is a predicted model, not a curated record. Gene Ontology annotation, molecular function: RNA-DNA hybrid ribonuclease activity; nucleic acid binding. Lineage: Eukaryota; Viridiplantae; Streptophyta; Magnoliopsida; Brassicales; Brassicaceae.
UUAAAAACUAAAACUAUAAAAAAUAUUUGUAAUUUGACUUAAAUAAUUUAAUAUUAAUUUAAUUAGUUGAAUUUCAAUAAAAGUUUAAUUUAUAUUUUUUUAAACAACUAUAUUACAUUUAAUGGCUAUAUUUAUUUUUUAUAUCUAAAUAUACUAAAAUAUGACUUUUGUUUCUUUAUAUAAGGUACAUAAAACUAAUAGAAAUUAAUCUAUUAAAAAUUUCAUAAAUCCAACAGUAAAUCGAUAAUAUAUAAACUUAAAUUAAUUUUUUACAACAUUUUGGUUAAAAUUUGGGAAAUUGCCACAAAUACCACAUUUAUAAUAACGUUUUUCAUGUUUACACUAAUCACUUUUAUCAUCACCUUUAAUAAAUGGUAAAAGACACCUAUAUCCAAGAGUUAACUAAUAUAGACUUAGGAUUUCGAGUUGAGUGGUGGAGUAGGAUUUUUGGAAUGUGAAAUUUAGGAUUCUAAUAAAUAUAUAAAUAAAUACUUGAAAAUAUAACAAUUUUUUUAAAAAAAUGAUUUCAAACAUAAUUUUCGAUUUUCGAAAAGAAAUUUAUAAAAAAUAAAAAAAAAUUCAAAAAAAGUAUUUCAAAAAAAUAAUAAAUAGAUCGAAUUUGAAAUAUUAUAAUUCGAAAAUAUAUAAAAAAUUAAUUUUUAAAUUUUAUUUUUUUUAUUUAAAUAAUGAUUGAUUAUAUAUAUGUAUAAUAAGGGUAUAAGAGUCUUUUGUCACUUAAUAAAUAAGGUAUUUUUGAAAUGGUGCUUUUAGUGGUGGUAAAGAUGAAAAGUGGUAAACAUAAAAUUUCUCCAAAUUUCAAACAUUCUUUCUAAAUUUGAUAACUUUGAUUAAUAAUAUCUUGAUUUUAUAGUUGAUAAGCUACUUUUCUAACUAAUUUUGAAUAUAUAUAUAUAUAUAAUUCUAUGUUUUCUAUCUAUGAAAAUAUUGCCGUAUUUGUAAAUUUAUAUUAUUAGUUUACUUCUAUUAAUACUAAUGAUGAUAUAUUAUACUCUUCUCAGACAUUUACCAAAAAUAACUAACAUAAACGAAAUUUUAUGUACGUUAAGUUUGAUGUCAUGUCAUAUUUUUUUAGAAGUUAUGUCAUUUUUUGUGAGAAUAAUUAUAAUGAUGACAUAUAAGCAAAUCACUUUUCAAAUAAUAUUUAACAUGUUUUUAAUAAUUUCUAGCUGUAAAAAUAUUUUUAUAUUUUUAAAUAAUAGUAGUUUACUUUUAUUAAUGUUAAUAAUGAUAUAUGAGUUAUUACCGUAUUUUAGAAAAACUUACCAAAAACAAUUUAUAUUAAUGAAAUUAUCCAUGUCACGAUUAGUUUGAUGUCAUAGGCUAUGUCAUUUUCUUUUGUGAAAAUGAAUGUAGUGAUGACACAUAAGCAAAUCAAUUCUUAAAUAAUAUCUGGAAAAAUAUAUAUUUCUAUAUGCAUUACAUAUGUGUAAUAUGCACAAACAUAUCACAUAGGGUAAUUUUUUUAGAAAACAAAUAUAAUAUAUAGGUUCACAUUCUUCUCAAGAUGAACCACGGUUCACAAGUCUGAUAACACUAUGAUUGCUCGUCAUGAUUGAAAACCUCUGAGAUAACGUCUUUACAACACAAUGAACCUUUGAAGUAGAAGAACCAGUAAUAAUAAUAUCAUCUACGUAAACUAAAAUGAAAAGUGUAGCAGGUUUAUCAUUGCGAUAGAAGAUUGAUGCAUCUAUUUUCUGAUCUAAGUUCUUAACACACAAUAAAAUGAGUAAAUUUAUGAUGGCGUUGGAUCUCGUUAGAGGGUCCGGUCCACAAAAGCUCAGAAGAGAAGCAUAUUUAAAGACUUGAGAAAACAGAAAACCAUUAGUCCAUAGACGCUCUCGGGAAAUGUAUGAGGGCUGUGUAACUUUGUGAGAAGCCCAUUAUCCGAGCUAAAUGUUGGGUCGUAAUUGUUAGAUAAAUUAAGUCUAUGAAAAACUUAAAUUAUGUCUCAAAUUGUUAGAUUGUUAAAUUGUUAGAUAAAUUAAGCCCAUAUAAUGAAGACCAUAUUAUAAGAAAUAUUUCGCUACAAGAAAACAUGGAAUUUUUUUUUUUUUUUAAAUUGUUAGAUAAAUUAAGCCCAUAUAAUGAAGACCAUAUUAUAAGAAAUAUUUCGCUACAAGAAAAUAUGGAAUAUUAUAAGAAAUAUUUAGCUACAAAAAAAAAAAAAAAAAAAAAAAAAAAAGUAACGCUCUCACCUCUUUCCUCUUUUGGCGAUUAGGGUUUGACAGUGUAGCCGCCCCCGGCGAGCCUCACGCUCGCUGGUGAGAAUCUCUUCUCCUUUCUCCCUCCUCUUCCUUUCUUCUUCCUCUUUGCUUUCUGAUGAUGGGUCUUUUGGUUUGUGAUUCGGAGUUAUUUUCUCCAGAUCUGCCAGUCUCCGCUUCUGCUACAGGAUCUUCCUCUGAUGUUCAUGGUGGCUCUGAGUUUCUGAGCCCGCCAGACCCACCGGACCCUCCAGAUCCACCGGAUUUGGAUUUUGACGGUGACUCAAUUACGGCAGUAUGCAGUCUCAUCUACUGGUCUUCCCCGACUCCUUCUAAGGCUAUCAGGGAGCAUUGUGUCGUCAAUGGAAGUCUUCCGUUUCAUUAGUUCGUGUACGAACUCGUAUUCGGAUACGCAAGACUCACCGGUAUUACAAGGUUUUAUCUCCCGGAUUUAUGACCUCUCUGCCUUUGUUGCAAUGUGUCUAACCCUUUUGGUUGCACUAGUUGUGAUCAUAUCAAUGGGUAUCUCUAAGCUUGUCUACAAGGUAGACUGUCAAGAACUCACUAACCUUCUUUCAGAGAGUUGGUCAUUCGAUGUUCACCGGAUCUUACUCGCUAUUCGAUCCCUUAUCUUUUCCUUUGUUGUUUUAUAUGCUCAUUUCUCUUGUUGUUGUGCUUAUGUUAUGGCAAACUCUUUGGCUUGUGAUGCCUUCCUAUGUUGUAACACCUCCUCCUCUAAUGGAAUUCUAAACGUUUAAGUUAAUGAAGUAAUGUUUGACCAAAAAAAAAAAAAAAAAACAUGGAAUUCCUGACGAAUUCCCGAUGAAAUACAAUCCGUCAAAACUUGUAAGGAAUUCCCGACAAAUUCUCGUCGAAUGCCCAUCCGGUGGAAAUUUCCCCACAAAUUCCCGACCAAAUUAUAUACUUAUUAAGUAGUUGUAUGCAACACAAAAGUUCGCAAUGAAUUUUCAACGGAAUACAUAACCGUUAUAUAGUUGUUUUAAAAAGUCAAAAUUUUUGGCAAUCUCCCUUCAGUUGUGACCAAGCCUAAUCUUCCAUAUGUCGUUUCAUGAAGUUCAUCAGCACCAUCCAACAAACUGAAGGCUAUUGUUGGAGAUGUGUUUGCAUAGCUUGGCCCAAUAACAAUAAUAAGCUCAUUGGAUAAAAGCCCAGCAGCCGACUUCCGGGUAAAGAAUAAUCCUUUCUCCAGUUGAAGAAACCCUCUGACAACACACUGUGGGACGGUUCAGCAUGGCAACAUAGGGAGCCUAGGCGUGGUGCCGAACAUAGAUGUCACCAACCGGUCGAUGACUAAAUGAACUUCUAUAUAACAAUGACCUACGGUUCGUAAUCCGGGAGGAGAUGCAAGAAAAUGUCUAUUAAAAGAAAGCAAAUUUCUUUUAUAGGGUAACCAGAAGCAAAGAGAUCUCAGACACAAGACACGACAUGACAACCAAUUUCUAAGUCUUCGGAUGACCUGUAUAUUCCCUCGUCUUGUACUUAUGCUUCAUUAUAAACAGAAUCUUUGAUCCCCUCUUUCGUUGCAACAAAUUGGUUUUAUGUUGUAAAUUACAACUAGAUCUUGAUCCGCACGAUCGUGUGGGUUUUAAUACUAAAAUAUUUUAGAGUAUACAAUAAAUAUAUUAAUAAAUUAAUAUAAUUAAUAUAAUUUGGUGUUAUAUAUUAUCUAAUUUUAUAAUAGUAUUUGCGUGGCGUAUAAUAUUAUUAUUAUAAAAGUUAUAAAUUUUGUAUUUUUAACAAAAUUUAUUUUGAAAAAAAUAUUAUGUAACAAUACUUAUGUACAUAAUUUUUUUUUCUAAAUUUGAAAUAUAUGUAAAAAUUAAAACAGCUCUAUCAGUGAGUUCUAAGAUGGGUGCUUACAAUUAAAAGAAAAUGAAAAAUACUAUAAACACGAAAGAGAGUGAACACAAACUUUUGUUCACUUUCUUAGAAUAAGAUGGUUUGAAGUCUGAGACAAUACAUAGCAUAGUAAGUUUCAUUUUAUAGUCUUGUAAAUUUAUUUUAGGCUUAUAAGUUUUUGUAAAUGCUUAUUAUUUUUACCUUGAUCAAUAAAUUUCACAUUUAAUCCAAAAAAAGUUCUUAAACGUUUUUUUUUUUUGAUAACUUUGGUGUGAUCUCAAACGCUUUCCAGACCUAAUGACUAAUUACCAAGAGACCCAUAAAAAUCUGGAUUUUCUUGCCACUUAAAACGUCUAUGGGUGGCCAAGGAGAAUCGAACCCAGAACGAAAGCUCCAGCUGGAACCCAUUUACCACUUGGUUAAAAGUUCUCAAACUAGAUCUCUUAAUAACCUAUUAAGAACCCCAAAUAACAGAUAUCAUUUAACUACUUUUCAACUGAUUUAAAAAAAAUUUAGUCAUUUAAUUAUAAUAUUAACAUUAUUCAGGGUUCUAAACUGAUAAUGUUGCUAUUAUGUUAUGGGUGCACAAAGGGGCCUUUACCAUCUUAACCAAUAAUGAUUUAACUAUUUCAUUCACAAAAUUGCUAAAUAUUAGUAAUAUUAUGGGUGCACCGUGCACGUGACCCCAUAAUGUGUAACCUGGCUACGCCCUGGCUGUAACCGAUUUCCUCCUUCGACAUCUUGUGAUCGCAUCAUGUUCCUUGGUUAUGGUGUCGUCCCUCAACCACGUACACGCUCGUCCACUAAUUGAUCACAUACCAAGCCUUCCACUCUUUUGAACCAUAAUUUUCCUUCUGAACAGUUUAAGCCAACAAUUGAUUACUCAUACAUAAUGCAUGUGUUAACCUUUUAGUUCUCGUUAGUAACCCGAAGAAUUUAUCGUUUUUUAGUAGCUUCUAUGAUAUGGGUAAUUCACAUUUUAGUUGAAACUCUGUUUAAUUUAAUUAACUGUAUAUUUGCUUAAAAGCUUCGUUCAUCAAACAAACUAACACGUCACCAUGAAUACUCUGAAAGGGGAUGUUAAUUCGUAAGACUAGUCAAAAAGUAGAUCCAUUAACUGUUCCUUUCCAGUGUAACUAUUCUUAGAAGUAUUCGAUUUUACUAUUUUAGUCUUUCAUACUGAUACUUGAAUGUUCAGGCAACGUUUUCAAAAUUGGAGAUGGUUAAACUUUGUUAUCACUAAACUUAUAAUAUACAGCUAAAGCCUUGCAAGGAAUGUAGGUCCCAAAAUGUGGAGAAAAUUUUAAUAUAAAUCCAAGCUAGUUUUAUAAGGAUACGCAAUGUAUAUACAAUAUAAUAUAAAACAAAUAUGAAAAUGAUAGAAGCCAAACAUACUUAUUAUAAAUAUCAAAUUGGAGAUGAGGCUUGUUACCAUCCAUAUGGUGUGAAUUCUAUGAUUUUUGGACCCAUUAAUUUUAAGCGAGGGAAGAAGACAAAAAACAUGAAGACAUGAAACUGUUCCCUUUAAAAAUUAAUAAAUAAAAAUUCAAUAAAAAGGAAUGGUUGUCGUUCGAAAAUGGGUACGAGUAAAUAGUGUUGCAGAACUCUGCACCAACAGUAAUUACAACAAUGCAAUAUACAACCACGACCCACUUGCUUCUAUUCAUUUCCAUUCAUGUUCUCUCUCUGAAUUGACCACGGUAAAAUGUUUUAAGAUGAUAAAACCAUUUCUUCUCUUUGCACGUUUAUUAGUUAGGUUAGGUCGUACGUAAAAGUCAUGACCUAUUUUGGUGUAAUCGCAGAGACCAACUAAAUUUCAGUUAAGAUUAGUUUUAAACGACCACCUAAACCGUUUUGCUAGGGAUGGCUAAUCGAGUGUAUAAAUUUUGCAUAGCUUAACUUUGAACCAAGAUUUUCAAGAGAAGUUGUGUUAAAAGAAAGUUUGAAAUCUUGACACUUUCUUAGACAAAAUUUUAGUACAUAAGGUACAACUACAAAUUUAAUGAAAGUGGUUGUAGAGUGUGUAUAAGUUAGUUACAUUGGUUGAGAUAACCAAAGGUUAUUACGAACACAGACACCACUAAAGUUACUAUGGAAUAUGUUAAAUUUGUUUAAAUAAUACUAGGAAUUAGAAAUGUUGUUAUAAGAAAGCACACAUGUAUGAGUUUCUUAUAACUAAAGAUGAUCAAUUUUUAAAUAUGCAACAAUCCGUAAAUCAAUAUUCAUACUCUUUAAUUAACAGGAAGAACAAGUAAAAGAGGACCUACUAGACUAUACGAUAACUUAAUUGAGUAAAUUGGUUCGUGUGUCUUGAGAUGUUCUUGAAUGUGUCCUCAAUUAUUAACAUCGAAAUGACUAAAAGCUAACGCAUCUAAAAAACGGUGCCUCUGUCCCCAACCCGAACUCAUCAUAUUGAUUCAUGUUUUUCUUAUAUAAGAAACCUUUCUUAUAAGAAAAAAAAACCCUAACUAAUUUUUAAUUAAUGUAGAGGUUGAUUACCCUACUCAGAUAUUUCUUAAUUGAUUAAGAGAAUUUUAAUAAGUAUUGAAGAAUUUGAUAUUGUGGGGUUAUACUCUCUCCAUUCCUAAAAGAUAGAUUUUUUUAAUAUUUUCACACAUAUUAAGAAAACACAUUAAACUAACGUAAUAAAUGUAUCGUUUUCUGUAAUUUUUAAUUUUUAAUAACUUUUAACCAAUAAUCUAUACUAUUAAAGCAGAAUCCCUACUAGAAUCCUGCCCUUGAUUUUUUAAGUUAUUUACAAAGGAAUGCCACUCCUAUAUUUAUGGUUAAAAACAUUAAUUAUUAUCUAAAAAAACAAUUAAACAAAUGUAUUGCCUGAUUUGAAAUCUUAAACCAAGCAUGUUUACAUAUACACAUUCAAAUUAUAUUUGGUUUAAGUUCAGACAGGGUUGAUAUAUUUUAUACUUUUCUGUUUUAUAACUUAAGGUUCUCAUACUGAAAUUAGCUUUAUUCAUAUAACAUGUCCAACACAUAAUGCCAAAAUAUAAUGUCCAUCGCUAUUAUAUCAUCAGACAUUGUAUAUUCUUUUAAAAACAUAAUGUCACCAUCACUAUAAUUUUUUUAAAUAAACCGGAUCAUUUAUGUGUAACAAUAUACAAUGUGCGAUAUUGCUUUGAUAUAUAUAUGUAAAAUGGAAUAGUAAAACCCUAAGCCCUAAGUUAGACAACCCUACACUGUAACAUGACGUGUAAUAUGAAUAAGCUAUUUUAGUUAUAUGCAUCCCAACUAAAUCGUAAAAUAUGUAAGCAUUUUCUCAUUUUCAUUAUUAUUUAUGAUUUUUAGCAUCAAUUUAGGAAAGAUACGAGCCGAUUGUGUGAAGAUAUCCUUAGGAAUAAUUUGAAAAGCAUGAUUUUGUGCUUCGAAGAUUUACCAUAUAUGGAAAUAUAUAACUUCCAUAAUUCAAAGCAUAUAUUACUAGGAAUAUCUUGUGGAACAUUAUACAUCAUUAAAGCCACCAUUUUUUAAAAUUAAAGUUUGAAAAUAUUAGGAUUCACAAAAUAUAUAAAAUUUCGUUUAUUCUGGUAAAAUAUUACUUACUAAUAUCUUUUGCAUUUCUAAGAUCAUCAAAUACACUAUUUUGAACGAUAUUGGAUCCACAAAAUAUAUUAACUUUCCAUAUUUCUACACGAAUAUUCCUACUCAUAUUGUGUGCCCAACUUUAUUUCCUAGCCUACACUAUUAGUAUAAAGUUUUUAGUUGACAAUGCUAACUGAUUUGAAAAAUAAAAGUAAAAAUUUAUAACGCAAAAUAAAAAUCAACAAUUUAUUGAAAUAUUCAAAAUAAUCCUAUACCAUAAACAUUUAUGAUUUUAAAUAUUUAUUUAAAAUGUCAGAAUAACUUUGUGAUUUUGUACAAGGUGGGUUGAACAAACAUAUUAAUAUAUUUAAAUAAAUUUUGAUCAAAUUUUAAAUGAUUAAUAAUAUGGAUUAUAUUAUUGCAUUUUAAAUUAAUAAAAACAAAAUCAAUGUAAUAAAUACUUUAAAUAAAUAGAUUACCAUAACAUGGGUCCAAAUAAUUUGAAAUUUCCAAAAUUUUAGUCCAUUUAAGAUAAAUUAAAGCAUACAAAUUAAACAGAAAUAUUAUAUAAUUUUUAAUAAAAAUAUAACUAAUAUGUAUACGAAUUAUGAUUUUCAUUUCAAAAAAAUUAUUUUAAUCGAUUGGUAACCCCGCGCUUUUAAAGCGCGGGUCAAAAUCUAGUAAUUUAUUAAAGUCAAUGAAUUUUCUUGAAGUUUACAAUUUUUUUCAUAAAAACACACAAAAAUACAUCUUUCUGAAACAAUUUUUUUUUCUAAUAAGUCUAUCAUUAAAGAACGGAUGAAGUAUAUGCUAAACUCCGCAACAAAGAAAGUUUUUGAAUAUCAAAAUCGAUAUAAUUACCAUAAUAUAUAUAAACACAAUGGUCUUGGCCUGGGCCUAAUUUCUUGUAGACGAAAUUUAUAUAUAUAGAGAAAGUAUAUAGUAGAUAUAGAUAUAGAUAUAGAUAUAGAUAUAGAUAUAGAAGAAAGAAAGAGUCCGGGAUUACUUAGUCUCUCUCUCUCUUUCUAUAUAUCGACACACCAUAAAAGUUGUUCUUUCUCUCCGUUUCCUUAGCCUCUGCAUCUGGGCGAUUUUCUCUCUCUAUCUCCCUACACCUUUGGGAGAGUAGUACUGAUCCUAAAAACCCCCCAUCAUCUUUCUAUGCGUUCCUCUUUUCUUUCACUUAUUUUCUUUUCUUAUUUUUCUUUUAAGUUUGCGCAAAACUAGCGAGUCCAAAUAAUAAAACACUUGCAUGAGCCUAAUUUAAUAUUAAAAAUUAGAUAAAGAGAAAGAGAGAGAAGAUAAGAAAGAAGGUGACAGUAGAUUCCUACUGAUUUUUAUGUUAACAAACAUGGAAAAAUGGGUUUGACCGAAGAAACUUAAGGUUUGUUUUCCAAAUAGCAGCUAAGCGAAAGCAGAGAAGAUCUCCAUUUACUUUCCCUCCAGAGAAACAGAAUCCUUAUUAAAAGAGGAGUCUAAUUUAUUCGCAGGAAGAAAAAUGGCAUCUUCAUCAACAAACUCACCAUGCGCAGCCUGCAAAUUCCUCCGUCGAAAAUGCCAACCGGAGUGUGUAUUCGCUCCAUAUUUCCCACCUGACCAACCACAAAAAUUCGCAAACGUUCACAAAGUCUUUGGAGCAAGCAACGUCACGAAGCUCCUCAACGAGCUUCACCCUUCGCAACGUGAAGACGCAGUGAACUCUUUAGCUUAUGAAGCCGACAUGCGUCUCCGUGAUCCAGUCUACGGCUGCGUCGGAGUCAUCUCUCUCCUCCAACAUCAGCUUCGCCAGCUUCAGAUCGAUCUCAGCUGCGCCAAAUCUGAGCUUUCCAAGUACCAAAGCCUCGGUAUACUCGCCGCCACCCAUCAGAGCCUUGGAAUCAACUUACUCGCAGGCGCCAAUGCAGAUGGAUCGACGACGGCCACAGUGAGAGACCAUCAUUAUCAUCACCACCAGUUUUUCCCUAGAGAGCAGAUGUUUGGUGGGUUAGAUGUUCCUACCGGUAACAACUACGACGGAGGGAUUCUUGCGAUUGGACAGAUCAGUCAGUUUCAGCAGCCGAGAGCAGCCGCUGGAGAUGAUGGUCGCCGUACUGUUGAUCCGUCUUGAGAUUUUAGGGUUUUGGGCGGUUCAUCGUCGUUGAUCCUGGCUUGAUCAUUGCUGAUGAAUUAUGGUUUCAGAUAAUAUAUUAAUGUGGAAGGAAAACAAAAUUAAUAUUUUUAAUCGAACGGUCCAGUCCGUCUCUCUUGAUGACAUUUGUUUCAGUUAUUAUUAUUAUUAUUACUUUUGCUAAGAUAUAUGAUGAUACUGUCACGUUUGUAUUUCUUUUAAUUAUAUGGCAACGGUUUUCGUUUUUGUUUUUCGCAUUUUUUUUUGUCAACUUAUCAUUUAUCAACAAGGUAGUACAUGAUUUGUAAUCACAAGGGUUUCAACCACACUUACAACACAAAGUGAUCUAGUAUUACCUUAGAACACAUAUAUAGAUCCUACCUAACCAAUCUUUACUUUGUUGCAGUUCUACCCGAUGAUAACAAACUUUCCCCAUGACCCGAAAAGAGUUGUCUCUUAAACCACCUAAAUUUGAUCACUCUAAAUGAAAACAUUAAAACAUAACUAACUAGACCAAAUCAAAAUUAUACAUUUAAACUCCAGCAUUAGUCACCAAUGGUCACUAGCUCAGCUUACGAACCAAAGCAUCUUCACCAAAAUGGUGCAAGUCCUAACAUGACUAUCGUUACUGUGCUCUCAAACGCCUCGCUACAAAGGCGGAAAGACGAAAGCAGGUCCACACUGAGUAAAACCAGGCUCCACAGCAAGCGAAACGUAGCCGAAACAUCAAUUAAAGCUUCAAAUGUUGUCAGCUCCUACCACCACAGAAGAUGAAGAACCACCUCCAGUGCUGGGAAGUAGAGAACCACCAUGUACCUACUACAAAGUUCAUCCCACCGGUUGACAAGUCCAGCAAGAUGAGAUCUCUAUGACGCACCUUACCCCAAAAACCAGAGGUCAAGAACAUUUUCCAUCGCCGAAUCACCACUCUUCCGUUGGCUCACCGUUGAGGGUAGAUCCAGACCGGAUAAGGAUUCUCACUGAGCCAUGCGCCGUCACCGUUAAGAGAUCACCCGAGAUCAAUAAAACGGGAAAAUUAGAUCUGGCAUUGUACUUCAACCCUAAAAGCCGACCUCUUCUGCAUCCACCGCAACCUAGACUCACCGCUCCUCCAAACUGCCGGUAAACGUCUCCUCUGGCUUUGAAAGUUUCUGGUGAAGCACCAAAUGAUUCAGAAACAACUUACAUAUCGAAUAAGGUAAAAAUAUGAGGAUAAGGCAAAGAAAAAAAAUAUGAAGGAUGUAGAGAAGGUGAUUCCAGCACCGGCAAGAGCCCGCCCAGAGGAAGGGACACAAUUCCAGGAUGUGAUAUUCUUGUGGAGAAGACUUUUAGAGAGAAAGAAUUAGAGAGCAAAGUAAGGCAGCAACGGUUUUUGUUUGUUCUCUUAGUUUAUCUCAUAUAGUAUAAUACUUACAAAUAUGUUGAUUCUAAUAGGAUCCUACGUAUCUUCUGCUGGAUCUAUAUUAUUAAAAAGAUUUUUAACGUUAAAACUCUUCGACUAUGUUUUGGGUAAAAACCCACAUCUUGAGGAUCGACCAGAGUCCAUAUGACCUAUAAAUUCCAUGUCUUCGAUGUUAUAUUGAUGAGAGAAUCCACUGUAAGGUUCGGGUAACGAUUGUGCUGAUUUUUAUUUGCUGGUCUUGGACGUGUGGAUGGAAGCCAGGGAUCAAUUCCAUACGGAGAUAUAAGAUUCUGAUCCCACUCUUUUGAUUAGUCCUUUGCUAACCAGAGAUCUAACAGAGACAAUACUACACUAACCUUAGGAUGAUGAGUACGAUCUAAUUGGUUCCAGGGGUGAUGCAUUCCUUAAAUACCGUCCUUUAAACACACGAGAGAAAAGUGUGUUUGGUUUAUCUAUCAAUCUCCAAAAUUGCUUCCCAAACAUGGUUGUAUUAAAAUCUGUGAGGACUUUAAAAUCCAAGCCUCGUUCAUCCUUGGGGUACAUAGUUUAUUCCAUGAUUUUCAGUGCAUACAUCUAUUAUUGUCUUCUAGACUCCGCCAAAAUUGUGCCGCUCCACUUAUUACCUUGUUAGCUUCUUAGUUACUGUUUUUGGUAUGCAAAAACAUGACAUUACAUGGUUUGGUAAAGCCGUUAUCACAGAUUGUCUAGAUAGGAUAACAGCAAACGAUCUCAUUUUUUUAUAUAGACCAUAUAGGAUUUAUAUAAUAUUAAAAAAAAAAUUUGACAUGAUUGCACCAAAAAUAAAAAUUGACAUGAAAUUUUUCAUAUAAAAUAAUAUUUGCAAGAAAUUUUUUUUGAUGUGGGAUGUUAUACACUGACAUUUCUCAAAAAAAAAAAAAAACUGUCAGCGACGAGAGAUAAGGAUUUGACGUAUGUAGGAAAGGGCUUAACAGAAUUCACGAACAGUGAUGAAACAUCUUAUCUCCGGGAGAAUUAUACAGAGUACCUUUUUAUAGGCUGCAUCCAAGCCUUCAUUCAUAUAUUUAUGACCAUGCCUCUGUAUAUUUUCUAUUUCCAGCUAUUAAUACUAAUUGUAACAUUAACUAACUAGUGCGGCCGAGACUGAGCAUCUAAACUGUCACUGACUUAGUCUUUUUAGUUAUUUAUUUGACUAUUUGGUUAGUAUUUGGAAGUGGUAGAUUAUAAUUUGCACAAAUAUUAAUAAAAAAUAAAUAUAUAUUUUAUCAAUUAUUUUUAUUUUGUUUUAGUUUUAUUGCUUCCCAAUAAAAUUGUAUCAUAUUUUUAGAUUUGUUGCAAAAAGACUGCCUUUUGUUAAAACAUUUCAAAAGUCCUUCAGACAUCUAUUUGUUGAGAAAGACCAAACAACAGUAUGUUUUUUGCUAAAAUAAAUAUCAUAACUAGAUCUUCCCUCUAUUAAUAAAAUAAAAUUUACUAAAAUUCUUACGUAUUUUAAAGAAAAAUUCAUGUUCAAAAACAUAUUCAUAAGUAUUUUUCAAAAACAAUUUCUAUGACCUUAAACUAAAAUAACUUAAGACUAUUAAUUGUUUCCAAUGAACAUUUUUUGAAAUCUAUAAUUUUAACCAAUAGGUAGUAAAAUUUGCAUAUACAAUUUAAAAUCUG